AAGAAUAAGUUAAAUAUCACCCGAUCCAUGUACUCACACUGUUUAUAACAUUCUACAAAGCGUAUCUAUAUCCACACUUAUUCCGUAAUAUAUGCAUAGUUAACCCUCUUACUUACAAUUUCUGCACGUUAUCACACAAAUAUUUACUAUCUACAAACGUUGUGCAAAACGUGUUAUUAUCACAUCCUGCACCGUUAGGUAUCUGUGACAAAGAAAUUCCUUUCGUUGCUCGCUGGAAAAUCAUAUCAGGAGUAAAUAGGAGGCUGUUAUCAAAUGUUUGUCGUUUCCACCAUAUUUAUGCAAUUAUGCGUCUAAAGUAUAAUCACAUAUCGUGCACCUCCCUAGCAAGAAUGAAAGAUUGGCGCCUAUGACAUUACUUUCUAAUUCGCAUUCCAGGAAAUAAUCGCAUCUGAUUUCGAAUUGAUUAUGAACCAUAAGCCGGUAAUGUAGAACGGUGGGAUAAAACAUUAUAGUCCGUUAAAUUUCAGUCUAAAAAGCGAUGCCAAGCAUUUCCAACUUUCUUUCAGCUAAAGUCUAUUCCGUAAAGGAUUUUUAAAGUUUAAUCUUGCAGGAGAAAUUUCCUUCAUUAUUUUGCGUAGUUGAAAAAAUUUGGAAAUGCAGUUAUUAUGAUAAAAAAAAUUAAUAGAUAUGUAUAUACAUAUAACAAAAUAAUGUAAUAAAUCUGAAAAUAUUAUAUAUUUAUAAUUUUUUAUUAAAGAUUAACGAGAAUAUGAAGAAAAAACUAUUUCUGAAGUGACCAAGCUUUGUGUUUGAUUCGUGCGCGUUUCCAGUGAAGCGGAGAAAUGAUUUCAGCGGGGCGAUGCACGAUAAGCAGUGCAAAUUUGUCAUGACGGUAAAACCGUGGUGAAAAAUUUACGCGUUAAAAUAUUAGCUUAGGGCUAAGAGCACGACGCCAUCCUUUUUUCGGCGCAAAAAUCUAUGUCUCUCAUGGAGGGGUUAGGUACGGUGUUGCAGGUCGUUUACCCAACAACAAGUAAUAUGAGUAUAAAAGGACGGUGGAGUCGUGGCAGGCGACUAUUUCGUUAAAAUACCUCAGGAUGCAGCCGCGAACAUUCUGCUUUAUUGCCGUUUUCGUUGGUUACACCGUGUUUGUGUACUCCGCCCUCGGUACACCGGUCGCGGUCACAGAGGCAGCCACGUCGGAAGAACAAAAGAUUCUCCUCGAUUGUCAGCACUCGGAUUACAGAACCUACAUAAAAUGCCUGCGGAGGCAAAAGAGACAUCACUCCUUACAUGGGGAUUACGAUCAUAAUUGUUUGGAGUCGUGCGUGAAGAAAUGCCAGACAGAAUACGUGACAGAUUCAUGUGACAAGAAAUGUGGUCAUUGUUUGAAGAAAACAAAGCAUAAGCUUCAAAUAAUCACAGAAUACGAAAACGAGUGCAUUUCUGGAAAUUGCACUGGAACUAGUAAAAGCAACGAUCAUUUAGGAAAUAAUAAUUUCACCACAAAUAUCGAAAUCCAUAACGUUAUUGGCAAUGGAAGUGGAACGUGUUGUCCUACGUGUCAACCACCAGUUCCGUGUGGUCAUGAGCCCCAGUGUUCUCCACAAACAUGUCCUCCGUAUUGGAAUCCUCCUCGACCUUAUCCGCAGAUUAUAACACAGCCUCCUUUAAUAACUACAGCCCCACAGCCUCCUUUAAUAACUACAGCCUCACAGCCUGUAGGAUUAGUCUAUCUAUUAACGUUUGGAUGUCAAUAUAUUAAUCAAUGGCCUUGCUCCGAUCAAUAUAUAAGAAAUCCAAUAGGGCCAAUUGAUUGUUCGGGUUGUUUAUAUCCACAGAUGCAGAUUAGGUGCGACGUGUCUUGUUAUAAUAUGGCGAUACCUAAGCAGUAUGGUGGUGGUGGCAUAAGUGGUACCGUCGGAUAAUAAGCAUAAAAAGUUCAAUAGUAUGUUAUUACGGAGCUAUAACAGCUAUAAAAGUAGAAACAUAGAAACCAAGAUAUAAUGCUUAUAAAUAUAUAAUAAAUAUAAAUAAGAUAUAAUUACAUUAAUUUAUG
Messenger RNA from Bombus pascuorum, 2020 nucleotides. RefSeq lists its product as uncharacterized. The transcript is spliced from 5 exons. The record is from RefSeq and is a predicted model, not a curated record. NCBI's taxonomy places the organism in Eukaryota, Metazoa, Arthropoda, Insecta, Hymenoptera, Apidae. The coding region runs from base 1059 to 1889 and encodes 276 amino acids.